AUGCAGCACAUCAUUUCCACUGUUACCAACUUCGUCGAUCUAUUUCAGUUCUGGGUGGGUCCGGUCAGCUCAGAGCAGCCCUUGCGUUCCUGGGAAGCCAUUGCUCAGGGAACUGUACGGAGGGAUCUGGCUGAUCGCCCUUUGCUCCGAACAUACGAUCGCAUGUCUGGAAGUCUACCAGACGAAUCGGGAGACAUGUAUGCAAGAGCACCUGACAUGCCCCUGAGAACCUCCCAAGCUCGACGAUCGACACUGCACACGCAUAUCAGGAACAAUGAAUGGAGGCCUACCCCCUAUAUCUCAUUCACGUCCUCACCUGAAGCAAUCGAGAACUUUGCAAACUUCAGAAGAACCCGGCCGUAUAGGAAAAACCAGACAAUCGUGGUGAUCGACCCUGUGGUACGUCUUGAGGCACAUCGCCCGGUGAUCAACUAUGGUGAAGAAAAACGAUACUACAACAUCCAGGUUCCGUAUAAUUUAUCUCAAAAGGAACUCGACUCCCAUUAUAUCUGCCUUUGGGAAGUCAGAGCAGACGAGGUCGUUGGACAUUGGUCUUGGGAUGAGUUGUCUUCCAAGCCGAACUGGUACGAUGAUGUCGUCCUCCCUGCUUUGAAGAGUUUCCGAGAGAAGAGACGACAAUACCAAGUCGAAGAGAACCUUUCAAGUGCACUUAGUGCUCUUGGGUUAAACGAACCUUCGACCGAGAGCUCUUCGGAUCACGGCAGCAGCGACGAAGAGGUCUUUGAGAGCCCCGAUGGAAGUGACCCCAUUCGAGAUGGUAUUCGAGCAAACCUCUAA
Molecule: messenger RNA, 798 nt
Organism: Fusarium pseudograminearum CS3096
Lineage: Eukaryota; Fungi; Ascomycota; Sordariomycetes; Hypocreales; Nectriaceae
Exons: 2
Coding region: 1-798 (265 amino acids)
Source: RefSeq, a predicted model, not a curated record